GGCUCAAAGCGGAUGGCAGCGGCGGGGGCGGGGUCAGAACUCGGGCGGCGGAUCCCAGCCCGGCUCUUUGGAGCCCGCCGCGGAGCAGCGCCCCGGCGGGGCCCAGGAGGAGCAGCACUAUGGAUUCCUUCAAGGUGGUGCUGGAGGGGCCAGCACCUUGGGGCUUCCGGCUACAGGGGGGCAAGGACUUCAAUGUACCUCUCUCCAUCUCCCGGCUCACCCCUGGGGGUAAAGCUGCACAGGCCGGCGUGGCCGUGGGUGACUGGGUGCUGAGUAUUGAUGGCGAGAACGCGGGGGGCCUCACACACAUCGAAGCCCAGAACAAGAUCCGUGCCUGCGGGGAGCGCCUUAGCCUCAGCCUCAGCAGAGCUCAGCCGGCUCAGAGCAAACAGCAGAAGGCCCUGGCCCCCGCCGCGGACCCCCCGCGGUACACCUUUGCACCCAGCGCCUCCCUCAACAAGACGGCCCGGCCUUUCGGGGCGAACCCGUCCGCAGACAGCACCCCGCAGCAGAAUGGACAGCCGCUCCGACCGCUGGUCCCAGAUGCCAGCAAGCAGCGGCUGAUGGAGGACACAGAGGACUGGCGGCCGAGGCCUGGGACAGGCCAGUCCCGUUCCUUCCGCAUCCUCGCCCACCUCACGGGCACCGAGUUCAUGCAAGACCCGGAUGAGGAGCACAUGAAGAAAUCAAGCCAGGUGCCCAGGAUGGAAGCCCCAACCCCAGCCUCAGCUACACCCCAGGAACCCUGGCCUGGCCCUGCCACCCCCAGUCCCACGAGCCGCCCACCCUGGGCUGUGGACCCUGCAUUUGCUGAGCGCUAUGCCCCGGACAAGACCAGCACGGUGCUGACCCGACACACGCAGCCAGCCACACCCACGCCUAUGCAGAACCGCACCUCCAUCGUGCAGGCCGCCGCUGGAGGGGGCCAUGGCGGGGGCGGUGGCGGCGACGGCAAGACUCCCGUGUGCCACCAGUGCCACAGGGUCAUCCGGGGCCGCUACCUGGUGGCGCUGGGCCACGCAUACCACCCUGAGGAGUUUGUGUGCAGCCAGUGUGGGAAGGUUCUGGAAGAGGGUGGCUUCUUCGAGGAGAAGGGGGCCAUCUUCUGCCCACCCUGCUACGAUGUGCGCUAUGCACCCAGUUGUGCCAAGUGCAAGAAGAAGAUCACCGGCGAAAUCAUGCACGCCCUGAAGAUGACCUGGCACGUGCAUUGCUUCACCUGUGCGGCCUGCAAGACACCCAUUCGGAACAGGGCCUUCUAUAUGGAGGAAGGGGCUCCCUACUGCGAGCGAGACUAUGAGAAGAUGUUUGGCACAAAAUGCCGAGGCUGUGACUUCAAGAUUGAUGCUGGGGACCGCUUCCUGGAGGCGCUGGGCUUCAGCUGGCAUGAUACGUGCUUCGUGUGCGCAAUAUGUCAGAUCAACCUGGAAGGAAAGACUUUCUACUCCAAGAAGGACAAGCCCCUUUGCAAGAGCCACGCCUUCUCCCAUGUGUGAGCCCCUCCCACUCUUUGCUGCCCACCCCAGCCUAGCCAACCCGAGGGGUUUGCUGAUUCUGGAACCAUUGCCCCAGAUUUCUGGGUAGGGCUAGCAAAAGUUGCCCCGACCCCAACUCCUGGCCUGAGCCUGGGGUCCCCUGGGCCCCACCCCCAUCACCUCCCCCCACUCCCUCCACCACCUCCGCACACUGGUGCUGGCCACACCGGCCCCCGCUCACGUCCAGUGCUACAAUAAAUCUGUCUCCAGCUGCG
Messenger RNA from Cervus elaphus (red deer), 1750 nucleotides. RefSeq names its product PDZ and LIM domain 7 (gene PDLIM7). Gene Ontology annotation, biological process: actin cytoskeleton organization; heart development; muscle structure development. Gene Ontology annotation, cellular component: filamentous actin; adherens junction; stress fiber. Gene Ontology annotation, molecular function: actin binding; muscle alpha-actinin binding. Bases 120 to 1496 code for a protein of 458 amino acids. The transcript is spliced from 13 exons. NCBI's taxonomy places the organism in Eukaryota, Metazoa, Chordata, Mammalia, Artiodactyla, Cervidae. The record is from RefSeq and is a predicted model, not a curated record.